AACUGUGCCUGUGUGUGUGAUCUCUCAGACGCUCUGACACACACACACACACACACACACACACACACACACAGAGCAGUUCCAGGAGUUCCAGCAUGGCAGAUCUAUCAUACCGUACCAGUGAGGACACUUAGACGAGAGAGAGAGAGAGAGAGAGAGAAAGAGAAAGAGAGAGAGGGAGAGACGGAGAAAAGGACUGAUAGAGAGGGUGUGAGGGAGCGAUAGAGGAUGUGGGUCCAGGCGUCCGGCGUCUCCUGAGAGGACACCUCUGUGAGCACUGCUGCUGUGGGAUUGGCUGAUGGACCACGCCGCUUCUCUGGGCAUGCAGGGUAGGGAGAGCCGGGAGAGCGCCUGACCACCACAGCGCCGACACACACACAGCCACAAGGGCCAGCUGUGGCCCUCCUCCGGCUGCCAUCAGGGGCCUCUGUCUGUCCCCAUGAGUCCCAGAUGAGCGCCAUGGAGACGGACCGAGAGGAGAGAGAGGAGGCAGAGGAGGAGGAGAGGAGAGACCUGGAGACAGAGGAGACGGAUGGAGCGACAGACAUGGAGGAGAGAGAGGGAGAGAGAGAUGGAGAGAGGGAUGGUGAGAGUGACCCAGACGAGCGUCCCCCCAGCAGUCCGGACGAGCUGGAGUGUAAGAUCUGCUACCAACGCUACUCCAGCCACGGGCGCCGGCCCAAGCUGCUGGCCUGCCUACACCGCGUGUGUGCCCGCUGCCUGCGCCGCAUGCUGGACCUGGGCGCGUCCGGCGCGCUCGCCCCCUCCCCCGGCGGCCUGAGCCUCAGCCUGAGCGUCAGCUGCCCCUUCUGCCGACACCCCACGCCGCUGGGCCAGCUCUCAGUGGACGCGCUGCCCGACGACGCCAACCUGAUGGGCCGGCUGGAGCGCCGGCCCACGCGCACGUCCUGCGGCUCGGAGCCGCGCGAGGUCCUGCUCACACCCCACGGCCUGGCCUCGCUGGGCAGCCCUGACCACGAACACCAACACGACUCAUCUUGCUUCGUCAUCACCAUCCUGGAGGUGCAGCGUGACAGCCUCCCUAGUCGCCACGCCGACGGACUGUCCACGCACUCCUCGUCCUCAUCCAGCCUGGACUCGGCGUCUCUGGGCUCGGCAGGUGGCGGGGCGGAGCAGGAGCCGGACGACGCGCUGUCCAGGCUGUGCGUCCACGUGCGGCGCGUGCUGGUCUGGCUGCUGGGCUGCUUCUACUUCGGCUCGCUGCCGCUGGGCAUCUACCUGCUGGUCAUCCAGCGCGUGACGCUCGGCAUCGUCUGCGUCAGCCUGGUGCCCACCAGCCUGACCGUCUGCCUGGUCUACGGGUUCUGCCAGUGUCUGUGCCAGGGCCUCUGUGACUGUGUGCCCAGGACAUAGCUUCACAGCCUCAAUUGUGUGUGUGUGUCUGUGUGUGUAUGAGAAAGAGGAAGUGUCUGUGUGUGUCUGUGAGUCCUCUAAUUCUGGGCUCCAGACUAUGCAGCAACAGUCCCGAGGUAAAGACACACAAAGCAGGGACUAAGACCAGCUUUCACCUGACAACCAGCUGUUACCAGGACUACAGUCACCUGACAACCAGUUGUUACCAGGACUACAGUCACCUGACAACCAGUUGUUACGAGGACUACAGUCACCUGACAACCAGUUGUUACCAGGACUAGUCACCUGACAAUCAGUUGUUACCAGGACUACAAUCUGCUGACAACCAGCUGUUACCAGGACUACAGACACCUGACGACCAGCUGUUACCAGGACAACAGUCACCUGACACCUAGCUGUUACCAGGAUUAGUCACCGGACAAUCAUCUGUUACCAGGACUACAGUCAACUGACGACCAGCUGUUACCAGGACUACAGUCACUUUGAGUCUCCAGCAUGAGUUUGUGUUUAAGGUGCCCGGUGUCUGUGUUUGUUUUGAUUUGUUUGUUGCCGGGGUGACGUACCUGCUCUGUUUCCUGUAAUCUGUGUUGCUACCAUAAGCACCUGUUGCUAGUGCUAAGCUAUAGCCAACAGCACGGCCCCUAUAGCGGCUGACGCAGUCUGGAAUACUGAUAAACAGUCUGUGUGUCUGUGUGUGUGUGUGUGUGUGUGUGUAAGCAUGUCUGAAUGUGUAUGUAAGCAUGAA
Molecule: messenger RNA, 2119 nt
Organism: Alosa sapidissima (American shad)
Lineage: Eukaryota; Metazoa; Chordata; Actinopteri; Clupeiformes; Clupeidae
Exons: 2
Coding region: 451-1374 (307 amino acids)
Source: RefSeq, a predicted model, not a curated record